Molecule: messenger RNA, 1952 nt
Organism: Rhodofomes roseus
Lineage: Eukaryota; Fungi; Basidiomycota; Agaricomycetes; Polyporales; Fomitopsidaceae
Product: DEAD-domain-containing protein
Exons: 4
Coding region: 328-1797 (489 amino acids)
Biological process (GO): cytoplasmic stress granule assembly; P-body assembly
Cellular component (GO): cytoplasmic stress granule; P-body
Molecular function (GO): ATP binding; mRNA binding; RNA helicase activity
Source: RefSeq, a predicted model, not a curated record
ACCCGGAUGAAGAUGGCGCAUCAGAUUCAGGCGGAGUGGGAGUGUGACUUCGUGACUGGGUGGUGACGGUCACUGCGCCGACUAGCGAAUUCACGCCUCGCUCUGUGCUUGCCUCGUCAAUUUCCUCGCCAGCGACCACGUCUCCAGCAUCACUCGUCGCCUCUACCUCCCCGCUCGACUUGCCUGUGUCUGGGCCACUUUUUCCACAAACGACACACUCGUGGUCACCUCUUGACAUAGAACCAUCACCGCCUCAAGAAGCAAAAACCCUCCUAGCCGCGUACACAUAACCCUCACCCAAGUACCCCCUCCUCGCAACCCUCCACAAUGGCCCAGCAAGCACGCCCAUCUUCCUCCACGUCAGACGGCUGGAAAGCAGGCCUGCGCCCCCCACCCAAAGACAGCCGCCCACAAACCGAGGAUGUCACGAACACGAAAGGCGUCGACUUCGAGGACAUGUACCUACGACGCGAGCUGCUCAUGGGCAUAUUCGAGGCUGGCUUCGAGAGGCCGUCACCGAUCCAGGAGGAGGCCAUCCCCGUCGCCCUCGGGAAGCGCGACGUCCUUGCACGAGCCAAGAACGGCACGGGCAAGACCGCCGCGUUCGUCAUCCCGUCCCUCCAGCAAAUUGACGUGAACAAGAACAAGAUCCAGGCGCUGCUCCUCGUGCCGACGCGUGAGCUCGCGCUGCAGACGGCGCAUGUGUGCAAGAUACUUGGCAAGCACAUGGGCGCGCAGAUCAUGGUUACCACGGGCGGUACGACGCUCAAAGACGACAUUAUCCGUCUGUCGGAGACCGUGCACGUACUCGUCGGCACGCCCGGUCGGAUAUUGGACCUGGCGGGCAAAACGGUGGCGGACCUCAGCGAAUGCCCGGUCUUCGUCAUGGACGAGGCGGACAAGCUGCUGUCGCCUGAGUUUGCGCCCGUCAUGGAGCAAUUGCUUUCGUAUUUGCCGAAAGAUCGCCAGGUCAUGUUGUUCAGUGCGACAUUCCCUAUGAUUGUCAAGGACUUCAAGGAAAAGCACAUGAAGCACCCCCAUGAGAUCAACCUCAUGGAUGAGCUGACCCUUCGCGGUGUCACACAAUACUAUGCCUACGUCGAGGAGCGACAGAAGGUUCACUGCUUGAACACGCUGUUCUCAAAGCUCCAAAUUAACCAAUCCAUCAUCUUCUGUAACUCCACGAACCGAGUCGAGCUGCUCGCGAAGAAAGUCACUGAGCUGGGCUACUCAUGUUUCUACUCGCACGCGAAGAUGCUCCAAUCGCACCGUAACCGCGUGUUCCACGACUUCCGUAACGGCGUCUGCCGCAACCUGGUCUGCUCAGACCUGCUCACGCGUGGUAUCGACAUCCAGGCAGUCAAUGUCGUCAUCAACUUUGAUCUUCCGAAGAACUCGGAGACGUACCUCCACCGUAUUGGUCGUUCCGGGCGUUUCGGACACCUCGGUCUUGCGAUCAACCUCGUCACGUACGAGGACCGAUUCAACCUGUACAAGAUUGAACAGGAGCUCGGCACGGAGAUCCAGCCCAUCCCUCAAAUCAUUGAUAAAGGCCUGUAUGUCGCGCCGACCGGGGCCGACGACGCCGAGCAGCAGCAACAGCAGAAAGCCCGAGCGACACCGGCUCAGCACCCUCCGCAGCGCCAGGUUGCGCCUCAACCCACACUCCCUCAACAGCAGGGAUCGGCACAGCCGCAGGUUGUAUAUUCCAGCUCUCCUCGGCCUGUCGCGGCGAAUGGGAACGGCGUACCACCGGCACAGAGGGCACCUCAUCGUGGUGUACCGGUCGCGCGAUGAAGCUCCUGGGUUCCUCGUCGCCAUGGUGGCGUGAGUCGUGUCGCGAGUGGGUGGUAGGUGAGGAGUGUGGACGGGGACGAGGAUGGGGAUGGUGGGAGGGAGGUGCGUCGAGACCAAGCUUGCGAAUCCAUCUGUUUAUGCCUUCACACGGACUA